AUAGCACAGCUGAUUUAGGAAUUCAGUAAAUUUCGUAACGUGACCAACUGUAUGCACUAUGGUUAUUUGUAAAUAUUAUCAGCAAGGCAAUUGUCGCUAUGGACAGUACUGUCAAUUCGAACAUAUAAAUACUUUCGACACUAAUUCCAAAGUCAACAAUUAUAAUGAAGACGAAUAUACGGCGGUUGCGGUCGCGAAAGAGGUGCUCAGUGCUGAAAGAGGAGGACAAUGGUUGCUAUCAUGUUUUGCACCACUGAAACAAAGACCUUGCAUUCCUGGCAUGGAAGAUGUUUCUCCGGAAGAAGUGCGGUGGAGAAUGUAUCAGGCACAAAAGACUGGGACGGUGGAACAAGCGAAACUGCAUUUUCAACAGCUAUGCCAAGACAUGAAGGCUAAACGAGAAGCCUUAAAAAAUCCUACUCUCGAGACAAUAGCAAUGCUGAAAGAACUUCAAGGAACAGGUCAAAAAGGUAAAUUAACCACAGGUGGAAAUACAGCCAGAAAAUCAUCCAAUUUUUCAUUUGCAACUCCUCAACUAGGACUACCUGGCAAUACUUCGGCUUCCAAUGUCUUUGGAAAUAAAACAUUUGGAAAUCAAAGCAACCCUUUCAGCGGAGGUUUUACUUCCCCGAGUACCACAUCGAUAUUUGGACGGACAAAUACAACUUCAAAUUCUGUAUUUGGCGGGACUCCAUCUUUUGGCGGUGGUUUAGGCUGUUUUAGCGGCGGAACCAGUACUAGUUCCGUGUUUGGCGGAACCACGAAUACCACUGGUGCUACAACCUUCAAUUCAGGACAAAACGCGCAGUCUUUUGGAACGAACAGUUCAAUUUUUGGCGCAGGAACCUCGCAGUCUGUCUUCGGACAGCCUAGCGUAUUUGGAACAUCCGGUCAAGUGAACAAUGUUUUUGGUAGACCCCAAACGUCGCAGUCGGCAACAUCGGCCUUUAACACCGGAGCAACGUCUUCUCAGUCGCUAUUUAGCGGUGGCUCUGCCCCUCAACCAAACACGUCUCUAUUCGGAGGAGCCAAAACCACUGCCAAUCCAUUCGGUGGUUCUCCGACGUUGCAGACUACGAACCCUCUCUUCGGGACGACCCCGUCGUCGGGGUCAUUCAGUUCCGGAAUAUUUUCCCAACCAAAAACGGUACCUGCUUUCGGAAGGGCGCCCGUUUUUGGCGGCGGACCGAAUUUUGGAACCGCAGCUGGUCAGGUAUUCAGCGAACAACCGACGUUCGGUAGCUCUAGCAAUAUUUUUGGCGGACCCAGUACCACGACACCAACCUUCAGCUCCGCCGCUCAAUCCGCAAACGCUUUCGGGGUUCCCGUAUCCACGCCUGCCGCGAAUUUAUUCGGAAACGCUCAAAAUUCCGCACCUGCUAUAUCCACGCCUAACGUAUCUCCGUUCGGUGCAACCACACCUACGACUAGCACUCCUUUCGCCACUCCAACUUCACAGUUCGAAGCCACCAGCUCGACUGCUGGUCCUUUCUCAAGACCUACGUUUGGCAUGACCACGGGGACCACCAGCGAAACUUUCGGCACUACUGUCACAUCUUCUGGCACGUCGUUCAGCACCGCGACUACCGGAAUCACGUUUGGGACGCCUAGCACCACGGCCCCACUUUUUACGCCGUCUACGUUCAGUGACUUGAAGAGUUCACCGUUCGCAACCACGAGCACUACAGUCACGACUACAACGACGAAUCCGUUCGUUCCUAGAACACAACAGACCACCUCGCCGUUUGGCAAUUUUGCUCAAAGCAAUUCAGCUAAUACGGUUACAGUAUCUUCGACCGUACCGUUCGGAAAAUCGUUGUUCGGUGCAACGAUGAUAACGGCUGUUAUCGACGAUAGUGUUUACUCGAUAGAAGGUCAAUUAACGGACGACGAGAAGAGCAUGUAUUUAGCGGAGAAAUUUACCUUUGGCAAGAUUCCGCUAAAGCCUCCUACCAAAGAUAUAAGGUGACUUAACAUCGUGAGUGAUUAAUGGAACAUAUACAUAUGUGCUGUGAUAAUUUGUUUCCUAUGCAUACGCAACAAAGAUCAAUUUCACAGAACUAUAAUAAUAAUAAUAAUAAUAAAUAAUAUAUUUGUUAUCGAUGCGUUUCAAUUUUGUAAAGAACUUUAUGAAAAUGUCUCUUCUCUUAACAAACAUGACGAAA
Molecule: messenger RNA, 2165 nt
Organism: Colletes gigas
Lineage: Eukaryota; Metazoa; Arthropoda; Insecta; Hymenoptera; Colletidae
Product: nuclear pore complex protein DDB_G0274915-like
Exons: 5
Coding region: 59-1969 (636 amino acids)
Molecular function (GO): metal ion binding
Source: RefSeq, a predicted model, not a curated record